AUGCCCAAGUACGCCAAAGACCAGUCCGUCGACUUCAAAAACACCAUCGAAAGAGUCGCGAUUGUCGGCGCUGGAGGUACCAUUGGGUGGCAUAUUUCCAACGCCCUUUUACAGACCGGAAGGCACACAGUCACGGCCCUUUCUCGCAAAGGCAGCGCGAACAGACUCCCCCAGGGCGUCCUCGUCGCCUCAAUCAACUACAAUGAUGAGGCCAGCAUGGUGGCCGCCCUCAACGGUCAGCAAUUUUUGAUCAUAACCAUGGCCCCUACCGCUCCCCGGGACUCCCACAGCAAGCUUGUCCAGGCGGCCGCCAAGGCCGGUAUUCCCUAUAUCAUGCCGAACGGAGACGAGAUUGAGAGGCUCGGGAUGCAGUGGAUCACAGUGUGUUGUGGGUUCUGGUACGAUUACAGUUUAGCGGGCGGGGAUUCGCGCUUUGGCUUCGAUUUUGACAAGCGUUCCUUGACAAUCUAUGACGAUGGUAACACCAAGAACUCGACGUCGACGUUAUCGCAGGUUGGGCGCGCUGUGGCCAAGGUCCUGAGUCUUAAUGAGCUUCCCCAGGACGAAAACGAUAACAGCCUGACUUUGUCCACGUUCCUCAACCAGGGCGUGUACAUUACGAGCUUUGUGGUCAGCCAAAACGACAUGUUUGAGAGCGUCAAGCGUGUCACUGGCACCACUGACGCCGACUGGACGAUUACCCACGUGGAUACCAAGAAGCGAUACGAGGAUGGUCUGGCGCAGGUGAAAGUGGGUAAUAUGGCUGGCUUUAGCAAGAUGCUGUACGCCAGGGCGUUUUACCCAGAUGAUCCCAGUGAUCUCUCAGCCAAGGCGCAGAAUGAGCUGCUUGGGCUGCCGGACGAGAACCUGGAUGAGUCUACCAAGGUUGGGAUAGAUUUGGUCAAGGAGUUGCAGCGUCGUGUCGAGCGCAUGGCUGCCUAG
Messenger RNA from Aspergillus nomiae NRRL 13137, 942 nucleotides. Its product is annotated as putative isoflavone reductase family protein (CipA). The transcript has 3 exons. NCBI's taxonomy places the organism in Eukaryota, Fungi, Ascomycota, Eurotiomycetes, Eurotiales, Aspergillaceae. The record is from RefSeq and is a predicted model, not a curated record. The coding region runs from base 1 to 942 and encodes 313 amino acids.